Dinoponera quadriceps is the source of this 1950-nucleotide messenger RNA. RefSeq lists its product as uncharacterized. The coding region runs from base 1074 to 1934 and encodes 286 amino acids. The transcript is spliced from 5 exons. Lineage: Eukaryota; Metazoa; Arthropoda; Insecta; Hymenoptera; Formicidae. The record is from RefSeq and is a predicted model, not a curated record.
CAGUCGCCGAGCGGACUACGAUCGCGUCAGGAUAGUGCAGUUUUGCGGGAACGCCCGUCGAACGUUGUUCGCGGUUAUUACGGGACGUCGUUCGCGCCUCGUACGCAUCCGCCUCUCCUCUUUUACGUUCUUUUUCUUUUUCCCUCUCUUUUCACCGUCUCACCGUCGCGACAUUAACUCGAUUACGCCGGUACAAUUGCCGUCGCUGUUACGAUUUGCGCGUGCCCACGUCGCCAGAUCGCCAUCCUUUCUCUCUCUGUCUCUUUCUCCCUGUGUGAAACGAGAACGGGACUCGCUUCAGCUUCGCGCGAUUAAUGAUAUAAAAGUUUUCGUCAUUUCAACAGAGACUGGAGGACAAGGAAGGAAAAGAGAAGAAGAAAGAGAGAGAGAGAGAGAGAGAGAGAGAGAGAGAGAGACGAGUGGAAUCGUGUUAACGCGCGCAUAUUGGUGAAGCCCUUGCACAACGUAUAUCGUGAGAAUUCUCCAUACUUGUUGCGUUAUUUAUGUGCCCUCUGUGCAUCCUCGGAAGCUACGCUUGGUAAUUGUACACGUGCAAAAGAUUCAUUCGAGAGAGAGAGAGAGAGAGAGAGAGAGAGAGAGAGAGAAGUAAUUAACGUUGUACGUGCAAUACUAAAUGAAUCAGCGGAGGAGUAAUUUGGAAUUUUCCAAUCGGCGUAGAGACGACACGAUCUAGGCGGGUCUGGAGCAAUGUUGCGUUGCGAUGGGAAUAGCAGGAGGUUCGAAAGGCGCUUCGAUAAUAAUGCCGAGUGUACGUCGCUACGACGCUGAAGCUUCUCUUGGCCGGUAGGUAACUCCGGUACGAGCGCGAGUGCCAUCGGUGUAAAUAUUGAACAAGUGACGUAAUUAGUUGCGCGAGGCAUGAUAAUAAGCGGGGACGUUACUCGUCGGCGCGCCUCGCGAUCAGAUAAACCGCACGAAAUUGUUCCCCGUUUCGAGGUCGACGCACCGUAUCUACCGCGGUGGAGUCUGAUAAAAGAUACAGUUCGGAUCCGUCGUCGUCGUUGGACGGUCCCGGCGCGAGUUCCCACUGGCGGAAAACGAUCGGGAAAACGAUGGAGGCGGAACAUAGAGUGGAGCAGUUGAGGAAGGCGACGGACAGAAUACAGAGGGAGAUCGAAGAGGUCACCGAGAGGGAACACGAACUGCGGAACGUGGGUAGCAUUAAGACCACGUCCCACGAAACGGUGGACUCCAAGGUGCGACGCAUGCCGCAAGCCUUAGCUUCCGGCAAGCUGAAGAGGACAACGUCCACGCCGCAGAUUCUGGAAGCGGUGAGCUUGAACUCGCUGUCGUCGAACCUGACGCCAAAGAUGACGAACGGAGUGAUAUCUACGCGCACAACGCCGACGCCGUUACGUUUCGCCAGCGCACCAAGCCAGAAGGGCCUGAUGCACAGGUUCCUGGCUACGCGGGGCAAGAUCUACAAUAAGAACAAGUCGGGCACCAACGACAUCCUGAAUCCGCCCAUAACGCCCACCAUCACGCUCAAUCCUCUGAGUAUCAAGGCCUUCAACCGAACGUUGGAGAUACAACUGGAGCCGGACGACGAGCCGAAGAAGCCACCGGCGAGAAAGGGAUACGUGCCGGUCGAGCAGAAGAUCCAGAAGGAGCUGCAUGAUAUGAGAGAACGCGAGAACGAGCUAAGACUGAUGAGAUCGCAGAUGUUGGCAAAGUCUCAGCCGAAUUUGCUCGAUAUAGGAAACGAUAACGAUUCCGACAUUUACGACGGCUCCAGUUCGCUCAGAAGCGGUGCUUCCACCAACACCUUGAACGAGGACGAGGUUGAGAGAGAGCACAAAGGGAAACACAAGCCCAACCCACGACGUCGCAGCACGCUCAUCGCACAAUGGGAGAAUCUGAUAGCCGCCAAGAAAGAAUCCGUCGAGAACAACGAGAGCGACAGUUACUUCUGAAAGUUUCACCCAGCUC